ACUGUUGCGAACUUGGGUGCUGUUAGCGCAAUCAGCUGUUUGAAAGAAUAAACAUUUUCUCGGUGGCAACGUAAACAGAAAAAGAUAUCCAUUCCGCGAACUGAUUGAUCGGCAUUAGUCACUUGUUUGAAACACGCACACUGGAAACGGGCCACCGAAAUGCUCAAGGCCGUAAUUUUGAUCGGCGGGCCCCAAAAGGGCACCCGCUUUCGCCCACUGUCCCUGGACACACCCAAGCCACUGUUCCCGUUGGCUGGGCGUCCUUUGAUUGCCCAUCAUAUCGAGGCCUGUGCCCAGCUACCCGAUCUGCGAGAAAUCCUCAUCAUUGGCUACUAUCCCCAGACCCAGAUGGAGGGGUUCGUGAGCGAUAUGCAGGCCCUGUACAGCAGCAGUAAUAUAAACAUCAGAUACCUACAGGAGUUUACCGCUCUAGGAACGGCUGGAGGAAUGUACCAUUUUCGAGAUCAAAUCCGAACCGGGAAUCCUCGAGCCUUUUUCGUACUAAACGGGGACGUUUGUGCUGAUUUCCCGCUUCAGGAGCUGCGUGACUUCCACGAGAAGCGCCCAUCCAGCGCUCUAGUGACUAUCAUGUCAACGGAGGCCACACGACAGCAAUCGCUGCACUAUGGAUGUCUGGUUUUUGAUCGCAACACUGGAGCUGUUUCGCAUUACGUCGAGAAACCCAGCUCCUACGUAUCAACUUUUAUCAAUUGCGGCGUGUAUGUGUGCUCGAUGGAUAUAUUUACGGUGCUGGCGCAAAUUUUCCAUUCGAGAGGUCAGGAGUAUGGCUGUCAGGGUUUUAGCAAUGGAAAUGGGAAUGGCAAUGGCAGAGAGCAAGGUCACAUCAAGUGGGAGCAGGAAGUGCUCACACCACUGGCGGGGACUGAUAAGCUCUUCGCCAUGCCAGUGCCCAAUUGGUGGUCCCAGCUGAAGACAGCUGGUUCGGCCAUUUACGCUAAUCGUCACUAUUUGGGACUCUAUAAGAAAACGCAUCCGGAGAGGCUGGCCAACGUGGGCACCAAGCGAGGCGAAGGCGAUGGUAGCCUGAUCUGCACUGUACUACCCGAUGUCUAUGUCCAUCCCAGUGCCACCGUUCACCACAGCGCAGUAUUGGGUCCCAAUGUUGCUAUCGGACCGGGUGUUACCAUUGGGCCUGGAGUUCGCAUACGAGAGUCAAUUGUCCUGGAACAGGCUCAUAUCCAGGAUCAUACAUUAGUUUUGCACUCAAUUGUGGGUCGUGGUUCCACGAUCGGAGCUUGGGCCCGCGUGGAAGGCACUCCCAGUGACCCGGAUCCAAAUAAACCCUUCGCCAAAAUGGAAAAUCCACCGUUGUUCAACAACGAAGGAAAGCUUAACCCAUCGAUUACAAUUUUGGGCUGUUUUGUGCAGGUUCCCGCCGAGAAAAUACUGCUCAACAGCAUCGUUUUGCCGCACAAGGAGCUGGGUCGCAGCUUCAAGAACGAGAUCAUCUUGUGAGGCGGCGAUGAUAACCGUGCCUUGCAUUGGUCCCAAUCCUUAUCAGUAUGCCAUUUUAUACGUUUCUAUUGUGCAAUAUUUCCUAAUUCCAACUAUUAAAUGUGUCCUUGCUUUUAAAAUAAA
This is a messenger RNA of Drosophila bipectinata, 1599 nucleotides long. RefSeq names its product GDP-mannose pyrophosphorylase A (gene Gmppa). Gene Ontology annotation, biological process: biosynthetic process. Gene Ontology annotation, cellular component: cytoplasm. Lineage: Eukaryota; Metazoa; Arthropoda; Insecta; Diptera; Drosophilidae. The record is from RefSeq and is a predicted model, not a curated record.